Chara braunii is the source of this 1429-nucleotide messenger RNA. The record is from the annotation of a GenBank genome assembly. NCBI's taxonomy places the organism in Eukaryota, Viridiplantae, Streptophyta, Charophyceae, Charales, Characeae.
UUAGUGCCAGCCAUAUAGCUUUGUCCCCAUCGUCUGGCAUACCUCCUACGUUCGUCCUCUUCCUCCCUCUCAUCUUCCUCCCUCUCCCUCCUCCGAAAGCGAGGAGAGCGACGACGAUCUCACUCUCUCUCCGCUCUCUCCCUCCUGCCCUUCGUCUUCCUCUCCGACCUCGCCAUGAGUUUCAUCACGGAGCGGGCUCUUGACGAACAGUUGUUGCAGCCACGUGGCCACAUCUCGGAAAUUCGGCAAGUUCGCCAUCCACGGCUUAGUACGGAUCUUCAGCGUCUGGCGCAGUUCUUCUGCGACGUGGGUGUGUGUGCCGCCGCCGCGUUUCGAUUCGAAGAAAGCUCACAGGCAAUGGUACUGGUGGAGGUAAUAGCAGUUGAUCGGCGAGCGGCUCCCGGAACGAGCCACGUCACCACGGUUGCGGCUUUCAGCGGCGACAUCAGUUCGCUCAAUCCACGGUGGCAUACCACGAUCUUGACCUCGCUGCGAGAGUGGACGGAGCAGGUGUCCAACGUGUGGCAUCACGGUCUUGCCCGGCCAGGGCACAACCUCAUCUCGACCUUUGCACCGGAUCUUGGCGAGAUUCGCCGUUCUCCGCGCGAGCCGCCGUCCGAUCUUCAUCCUUCUCUUUCCUUCUCGUUCGAGCCUCUUUCUGUCCCACUCAUUAAUCCUGGGCAUUGGCGACUGUGGCGAGAAACUUUUGACGAGUUGUCCUUCUACUUGGCCCGAGUACAGGUGACGUGGACGCAGGCCAGCGAGCAUCCUGCGUGGAUCAGAAAUUUGGAGUUGCUGAUCAUACAAGCUUGGAAGACCAACAUGGAGGGCGAUCUUCUCGGCUUUCUCUUUGGAUCGGUAUGGCCAGGCCGCCACCAGUUGAUUGUGCAGGAGCUCAUCGCGCCGAUCGUCCAAUUAGCGGACGAUCUCCCGCCCGAAAUCGUCUCACAGAGUGACGACAACCCUGCCCCGCACGUCCUCACGCGGUCGUUGGAUCCGUACCUUCAGUGGACUGCGUGCUUGGAGGAGCCCAGGGACGAAGAUACGCUACCAUCACGGCAGGAGUAUCUGAAGCCUUACGACAUCAUCCCUCACGCCUUCUAUCCGAAGGUGGAGGAAGUGGUGAUUGACGACGGCGAAGAAGACGACGACGAGGAAACAUCGGAGGAGGGAAGCUACUGCGAGUAUAGCGAGGGCGAGCUAAGUGAAGAAGAAGAAGAGGAGGAAGAAGAAACCGGAUCUGAGUGGGAAGCCCUGCCGGAGGAAGCAGCGCGUACUGGCACGGAGACGGAGCAGAUCCCCAUCCUCCUCCAGCCCCACCCGUCCCCCUGUUCGCCCACGUACCGAUGCGGGCGAUAGGCCUUCGUCCUCGGACGUUAUCCUGCCGUCCCCUUGAUUUUCUCACCCUCGAACAGAUCCGCACCCCCGU